AACUGAAAUUGAAGUGCGCACUGGAAAGAGAGGUCCCCGGAUUCAACUUCAGCAGGCUUGUGGGGAAAAUGCAAUCCUCUGAUUAUCGAAUCAGAGCCUGCUAUAGCAAGCGUAUUUCAUACAGCCGUGAUGAGCUGUCUCGGAUUCUUGCUCUGGACACCUCUUUUAUUCCCCUGUUUUUGAAGUCCUUUUGCAGGUCUUACAAAUUCAGUGUAGAUAGCCAGGUGGACCGUAUUUUAGAGUCCAUAAGAAAUACCCCGCUCUGGUAUGCCAUUGAAAAGGAUAUUCUAAUGCUUGAAAAUCAGGUGCCAAUGUUUGUGCUCAUCCAGGCAUUCCUCUUUAUAACUAACAGUCAGUCAGACACACAAAUGGUGAACACAAGUGGAAGGGAGAUUACGCAGGAUGACAGAAGAUUUCAAGAAUCGAAUCAUCUGGAUGUUAUAUUACAGGAUGCUUGCUUGCAUUUCAAUCCUUUUAUCCGUGAGGAGAAUUAUCUUCCACAGCCACCAGACAGGAACAGCACAGGACAUCUUCUGGACUAUCUCUAUCAUUAUGUUACUACAGCUUCACCUCAACAUCAGUCUAAUCCUCUUCAACAAGGCUGCGUUAUUAAGCUCAGCAAGAUGGUAUCUACUACAACAGCUGGAUACAUUCCAUCUGCAACAGAAUUGAGUGAAGCGGGGAUAAAGUUUGCACCCUAUGAUUCAGGAGAUCUGAGGAAAAUAUGUUUUAAGAAAACAAUAUCUACUUUCUUCUUACCUAAAAUCAAUAUUAAUGAUUUUACAGAGGUUGUGCUAAGAAACUUAGUGGCAUUUGAACUCAAUCUGAAAGAGAAGCAAAAGCCUCUCACACGCUACACAUUUUUAAUGGGCCGACUGAUUCGUACGGAGGGGGAUGUUGCUCUGCUCCAGAGGUGUGGCAUUCUUAAUUGUCAAAUGGAUAGCGAUGCUGAGGUGGCUCGGAUGUGGAACUGUAUGUGUAAAUCAAUCGGGAAAAAUACAUUUGACCCUGUAGAGAAAGCCAUAGACGAAGCACAGAAGUACUACAGAAGCAAAUGGAGAGUUCUUUUAGCCGAGUUUUGGGAAAAACACAGUUCAAAACUGUGGCUGGUUAUACCAUUUUUAUAUGCAGGGAUGAUGCUUUUCUUACAAGCCGCCCAGGUUUUCUGCUUGUUCCAUACCUGCAACAAAUAGUCUGCCUCACAUUAUUCCAUGUAAAUGUUAGAGUUUAGUUGCUCUUGGCAGUAAUAAAGUCCACAGGAUUUAUUGGCUUAUUUAGAAUAGAAGAAAUAUAACUGCUCUGAGGUAAAAAAUAGCUUAUGGAUCAAUAGAACUGAUCUUUUACUUUCAUAGUUGCUCUUAGCAGCAAAAAACUCUAUUGGCUAUGAAAUCAAAGAUAGCUUAUGAAAUGGUAGAAGUAAUCUUGAAUAUGAUCGUGUAAUAAUACUCAUUACAACUUUGAACUUCUAUAUGCUGAAUACCCGCCCCCUUUUCUAUUAAAACAAUUUAAAGCCAGUUACAUAUUCUUUGUUUUGUGAUGAAGAGAAGAGCAAUUAAUUUA
This is a messenger RNA of Cryptomeria japonica (Japanese cedar), 1560 nucleotides long. Its product is annotated as putative UPF0481 protein At3g02645. Bases 69 to 1193 code for a protein of 374 amino acids. The transcript has 2 exons. NCBI's taxonomy places the organism in Eukaryota, Viridiplantae, Streptophyta, Pinopsida, Cupressales, Cupressaceae. The record is from RefSeq and is a predicted model, not a curated record.